Molecule: messenger RNA, 2257 nt
Organism: Neolamprologus brichardi
Lineage: Eukaryota; Metazoa; Chordata; Actinopteri; Cichliformes; Cichlidae
Source: RefSeq, a predicted model, not a curated record
CUGCGCCUCCCUCCGCCGCUGAUUGAUUCGGGAACUUCAUCACAACGUGUGUGAGUGAGUUUGAUGUUGGCUGUUGUGGCUCAUGCACUGUCGCCGUUGUGUAAAGCCAAAGCGGGUUUUCUCCUAAUGCUUUCAGCAAGAUCACGGAUCACGGAUGCAUCUUAGCUGAUUCUCUGCCGACCAUUUCCCAGCAGCAGCUCCAUCACACACCGCCGACAUUUUGGCUGUUUUAUCUAAAACCCAAACUAACCGUGCUGCACUUACACCCUCUAAAACCAUCAUCAUAAUAAUCAUCCGCCUUCACCAGACUCGGAUCCUUCUGGCUGCUUUCCGGACGGAGCGCAGUAAUGGCAGAGCAUAUGUCCCAGAGUGAGCUGGAUUACCCGUUCAAACUUCUGGAGUAUUUUAACGGCUUCAGAGUGUCCAAGGUGAUAUUUUCAGCCUGUGAGCUGGGAGUAUUUGACCUGCUGCUCAGGUCCCAGGAGCCUUUGAGUGCCCAGCAUGUUGCUCAGGAGCUGGGCACCAGCUUGGAUGGGAUGGAGAGGCUGCUGGACGCGCUGGUGGGCAUUGAGAUCCUGGAGGUUGAGAAGACAGAUGGAACAGCUUUGUACAGCAGCACCGAUGUGGCAAAUCUUUAUCUGGCCAAAGGCAGCGCCAAAUCUCUCCAUGACAUGAUCGUCUACAAAUCCCAAACCAUCUACCCACUGUGGAACAACUUGGUGGAUGCUGUCAGGGAGGGGAAGAAUCAGAAUGAAAAGACAUUCGGCCUUCCAGCAGAGGAGGUCUUCCAAGCCAUUUACAGAUCAGAAGAGGACAUGCUGAAAUUCAUGGGUCUGAUGAACUCGUCAUGGGUUCUGGAUGGACAUGACGUUGUGACAGCGUUCAAUCUCUCCGGCUUCCAGAACGUAGUAGAUCUUGGAGGUUGCACUGGUGCUUUGGCCCGUGAGAUGGCAAAGGCGUAUCCCUCAUCCACCGUCACAGUGUUUGAUCUCCAGCAGGUCGUGGAAGCGGCUCAGAAGCAUUUCUCUCAGGAGAAUGAUGCUAUUGUAUUUCAGUCCGGAGAUUUCUUCACUGGUGAAAUCCCCACUGCGGACUUGUACGUUCUGGCCAGAAUCAUUCAUGACUGGCCUGAAGAGAAGUGCCUGACGCUGCUGAAGAAGAUCUAUGACAUGUGUGCACCAGGCGGCGGCGUCCUGCUGGUAGAAGCGAUGCUGUUUGAGAACAGACGAGGGCCCAUCAUGACUCAGCUUUUCUCCCUCAACAUGCUGGUGCAGACGAAGGGCAGGGAGCGCCCACCGUCCGAGUACACACACAUGUUCAACAAGACCGGCUUCAAGAACAUUCAGGUCUGCCGCACCGGCAAAUCUUAUGAUGCCAUAUUGGCCAUCAGAUGAGCUCAGACAGAGAGCGGGAUGCUUAGAAAGCAUCUGUCAAAAGUCUGGGAAAUCAGAGAAAGGUUAAGUGGAAACUUCAAGGCCUCGAUAAGGAACAGAUGUCAACAUCAAACUGUAAACUGUGGGGAGAAAAAAAGAAGUUGUCCACAUGGAUCUCCAGUUUAUGUUAUCGUCAACACCAAUUAUGUUUUUAAAAUCUUUCUUACAGUUCACCUUGUCUUUCGACCACACCUCUGGAUAGAGGUUGCUGCUGUAAAAGAUAAUAUAUUUUAGUCAUACUUGCGUCUAUAAGUAAUGUUCUCACCUUACACCAAGCAAAAUAAGAUUCAAGAAUGGGUUCAGAUUAAAAAACAUGUGCAAUAGAAAUGGAGCAUUUGAGUCACCGGACCCUCCUCCUCCUGCUCAUUCCUGUAAGCAUGCAUCCUCCAGACACACAUCUUGGAUGAAAGUUCAUUUGAACAAAAAAUAUUAUGUUUAUAAUUUUUUGUAUUAAAAGUCUUGCAUGUAAACACAGCCACAGGAUGUUGGGAGUUUGUCCUUGUAGCUGAUACUGUGACAGUUCUUUAGUCUUAAAUAUUUAUUAGUUGAUGUUUUUACAGCCUCCCUGAAUUUUUGCCUGGACUUUACACAGUUUACACAUCAGUUAUUGUAUUACUAUCGUGUUAAAUUGUUGUUAUCAAAGCAGCAAUUUUAAGAAGUCAUAUCCAAUAUGUAAUGUGAUCAUUUGUCUCGGUUUCUCCUGGCAAAAAUUACGAGGAUCCAAGAAUUAUAGAUAAUGAGUCUUACAGGGUUUUUUUUAUUUAUAAUAUGGUGUAUCCAUGAGCAAACUAUGCAAAGUAUAAUAAAAUACUUCAUUUCACUGA